CGGCUCUUUGCGGUUUCUUAUCCCAUAGGAAUUCAAACGGCAUUCCUAUGGUUUUAGGGCAAACGUGAGACACGCGUACUUUCAGACAGCAUAAAUCGUCUGUUCCAUGUCUUCAUGACUGCUUAUUUAUGCUGGAUACGCCGACGGAUCAUCGGUACGCAGCCGCUCGGAAUAAAGUGCGGGCGGUCGGCAUAGGUCGCGUUGUACUGCACAAAUGUCUGCCGUUGGGCGCGGAGCCAGGUACGGUAUGGCUUAUAGCUACCUUCCAUUGCAAACUUACAGCGCCUUAUACCGCAAGCUAGGCCUGGGCCUUCGUGGCGACCGAAGGUUUCUCGCCGCAUUGACUUCUAUCAGCGGCCUUCCUGUGACCCGAGAAUAUCUAGUAGCUCUAGCAAGGCCUCGUUAGAACCUGCAUUGGCCAUAAGCCCUUGGAAAGUGUAUCACAUACGGCACUGCGCAAUAUGGUGGUUUGGGUGAAUAAAUUUUGUCACUCGAAA
This is a messenger RNA of Postia placenta MAD-698-R-SB12, 497 nucleotides long. RefSeq lists its product as hypothetical. The record is from RefSeq and is a predicted model, not a curated record. Bases 215 to 406 code for a protein of 63 amino acids. The transcript has a single exon. NCBI's taxonomy places the organism in Eukaryota, Fungi, Basidiomycota, Agaricomycetes, Polyporales, Adustoporiaceae.